Musca domestica (house fly) is the source of this 2031-nucleotide messenger RNA. Its product is annotated as arrestin domain-containing protein 3. The transcript has 4 exons. Gene Ontology annotation, cellular component: cytoplasm. Bases 437 to 1867 code for a protein of 476 amino acids. NCBI's taxonomy places the organism in Eukaryota, Metazoa, Arthropoda, Insecta, Diptera, Muscidae. Gene Ontology annotation, biological process: protein transport. The record is from RefSeq and is a predicted model, not a curated record.
AAUUUUUCAGUCUGGAGUUGAUAGUGAAUGGUGGUGGCCGAAUUGGAAAACUAGUCGGGAAACGGGCAAACUAUUGAAAAUAGAGAAAAAAAAACAAAGAAGCAUUUUGCGUGUGUAACUAACUUACAAUAGCAAAGCAUAACAACAGCGGCAACAACAUCAAAUUGUCUCACACAAAUCAAGAAGAAGAAAAAACAACAACAACGAAACAGACCAUUUAAAUGUGUUGAAGAUGUUGUAAAAAAAAGAGACGAGUGUACACUGACCUUGUGAAUAAAUGAAUGGAUGGAUGAUCUUUUGAUUGGGGCUAUGUUUAGACCAGUUUCCGAGCAGCAGACAGAUAGAUCAAUUAAAAAAGAAUUGAGCAACUGAGUUUAAUUUUCCUCAAAAAAAAGUAAUUAACAAAAAAAAAACCUACCAAACAUCUAUUUCAACAAUGUCCAGCAGCAGCAGCAAAUGUACCAUCACCUUUGACAACAAUCCCUUUGGAGUCUAUUAUGCCGGCCAAGUGGUAUCGGGAACGGCUGAAUUGGUGACCACCCGACCCAAGACAAUACGCUCCAUCGCCAUUAGCAUCAGCGGUUUCUCCGAGGUCCGCUGGACGGAAAACAUAACCAAACAAGAUGCUCAGGGCAAUCGAGAAAAGGCAGUCGAAACCUACUCGGCAACGGAAAUCUAUUACACCAAUGACAAGUUUGUCUAUGGUCAAAAUGGUGGUGCUCAACUGGAGUUGCCAGCUGGAAAAUAUGUCUUCCCAUUUCAGGGUUCUAUACCGCCAAAUGCACCCACAUCCUUUAAUGGGGCCUGGGGUCGGAUCCAGCAUGAAGUUACCCUCACCAUAGAUCGUGUAAUGCGUUAUAACAAUGAGUUUAAGCAGGCCUAUACUGUUAUAUCGCCAUACGAUCUCAAUUUGAAUCCAAAUCAUGGGAAACCUUUACACAAAAUCGAGGAGAAAACCUUCUGCUGGAGUCUUUGCUGCGGCAGCAAGGGGCCCAUGGUGAUGACAGCCAAGGCACCGUUCAGCGGCUAUGCCCCCGGACAAAAGAUACGUUUUAACAUCGUACUCGACAAUCAAUCUGACGUGCAUUGUUCCGACGUCAAAGUGCGCCUCAUGAAAAAAGUCGUCUACACAAGCCGUUCGCCCGAAACAAAAACAAAAGAGACCGAAAUCAAAGUUGCGGACAAUCAUUGCGGAGAGGUGGUGAAAUAUAAUAAAGCCGAAUUUAAUGAAUUCUUGCAAAUACCCUCCACCACACCGACCUCGCUGGAGAGCUGUAGUAUUAUUAAAGUUAGUUAUUCGUUGAAAUUCAUUGCCAAGGUAUCGAGGAUUCAUGGCGAUUUGGUGAUUGAGUUUCCGCUGACGAUUGGUACGGUGGCUCUGUUUGCCAGUACCGUUGAAACGGAGGCGGUUACAUCACAGCCCGGGCGGGGACCGGUGUAUAAACCAUUGCCCCCUCCCAUGUUCGAAGAAGAUGUACGCUCGGAACAGUUUGAAAGCAAUACCUUUAAACCUAGAUAUCCGGUAUUUUUAAAUGAUGGCGAACUGGGUGUUAAUGGUACCGCAACACCUGGCCCGGCGGCACCACCGCCGUCAUCGGCCAACAAUCUUUAUCCUUCACCUCAACCGGGUCCCAUGGUCGUUACACCAACCCCACCAAAAGCAAAUAUAACACCAACUGCCCCACCAGCAGCUGUGAUGCCAUCACCCACGGCACCACAAUCGCCAGCUGUUGUUCAACCACCCAACACAAAUCGUCCGACCCCUGGUCCUCCGCAUCAACCUUCUCUGGAAGUUUUAGGUUUCAGCCUACCACCUGACUAUGAACCCACACCCCACGAUCCAUCUGCAAAUAUUGGUUGGAAAUAAAUUUGCAAACGAAGUCUUCUUAACUAUUUUUUACACUCACACAAACAUACAACUAUACGAUUUGAUACAAAUAUUUUAUUGCAUUUCUUUUUUAUAUAUCUCUCUUGAUAUAUAUACCGACAAGCUACUAUUAUAUAUAUAUAAAUAUGUAUACAAACAUUAUU